UGUGUCUAGUGUGAUAUAUGCAUUUCCGGUAAAAAAAGAAGUAAGAAUGUCAAGCUUGAAACAGACUCCGCUCACGUGCAGCGGACACACACGACCUGUUGUCUUUUUAUCGUUCAGUGACGUAACCCCUUUUGGAUAUUUCCUAAUUAGCGCGUGUAAAGAUGGAAAGCCAAUGUUACGACAAGGUGAUACAGGAGACUGGAUUGGGACGUUUGAAGGUCACAAGGGCGCAGUUUGGGGGGCAGCUCUGAACAGAGACGCAACCAAGGCUGCCACUGGGGCUGCAGAUUUCACAGCUAAAGUGUGGUGCGCUGUGAAUGGAGAAGAGUUGAAGACAUUUCAGCACAAGCACAUCGUGAAAUGUGUGGACUUCUCCCAUGAUGGGGACUACCUGCUCACCGGAAGCCAGGAGAAGAUUCUUAGAAUAUUUGACUUGGAGAAAACGGAUGCAGAACCAAGAAUGUUUUCUGGUCAUACCGCGUUCAUUAAGAAUGCCCUGUUCACCCACGAUGGCAGGCAGAUUGUGAGUGCAGCAGAUGACAAGACUGUGCGAAUCUGGGAUGUUAAUUCCUGUUCGGAAGUGAGAAAGCUGGAGUUCCCAUCAGUGCCCACUAGUCUGGACCUGUCGCAGGAUGGCAAGAUCAUAAUUGUCACCCACGGCAACACUACUGCCUUCUGGGAUGCAGAGAAGUUUGAGAAGAUAAAGGAAUAUGAAUCUCCGUCACCUAUCAACACUGCCUGUCUCCACCCUGAUAAGUCUAUCUUCAUUACUGGAGGAGAGAACUUCAUCAUGUACAAGUUCAACUACGAGACCGGUGAAGAACUGGAGGCAUUUAAAGGACAUUUCGGACCAAUCCACUGUGUGCGAUUCUCGCCAGACGGGGAAGUGUACGCAAGCGGUAGUGAGGACGGAACGCUGCGACUGUGGCAAACAACUGUGGGGAAGACCUAUGGACUCUGGAAGUGUGUGCUACCAGACGAGAUCCUCAACAAUAACGCCGAUUCAACACCGCUAAAGCCUGAAGCUUGAUGCAUUUUUUGUUAUUUUUGUUUGGAAGAGGAAACACAGCAUCUGAUUAUGAAUCAGAUUUGAAAAUAUUGAAUUGCAGUUG
Molecule: messenger RNA, 1112 nt
Organism: Dreissena polymorpha
Lineage: Eukaryota; Metazoa; Mollusca; Bivalvia; Myida; Dreissenidae
Product: serine-threonine kinase receptor-associated protein-like
Exons: 7
Coding region: 47-1030 (327 amino acids)
Biological process (GO): spliceosomal snRNP assembly
Cellular component (GO): SMN complex
Molecular function (GO): RNA binding; protein binding
Source: RefSeq, a predicted model, not a curated record